Molecule: messenger RNA, 240 nt
Organism: Plasmopara halstedii
Lineage: Eukaryota; Oomycota; Peronosporomycetes; Peronosporales; Peronosporaceae
Exons: 4
Coding region: 1-240 (79 amino acids)
Source: RefSeq, a predicted model, not a curated record
AUGAAACCCUUUGUUAGUGUGCCCACGUGCCUCCAGAUUUUUCCUUCGUCAAACGUCUUUCAAAGCAUGAUAACAAGUAAACCUACACCUACGAGUUUCUGGUGUGGGAGAUCGCAAGCGACUGCUAAGGUCCAGAGAAAACGGCGAGUAGACAACCACGACAAACAACGUACUCUGCAUUGCUUUCCAGUCGCGAUUCGCGAUACUGUAUUAGCCACUCCACCAGCUGGUCAUUCGUAA